AUGGAGAAGCGCGACUAUGCAGCCGCUGUUGCGGCGCUGAACACGCUACAAUCCAACUUUGCGAUAGUUGACGCCAUUCGCAAGUCUGGAAGAGGCAUGAAUAAGGAUGCUAUACCAGAGAUGAUUGAGUGGUGCCGUAAGAUCGGAUACAAGCCUUCAGAUUUCAACAAGCUGAGACCUAUACACAUUGCUGGAACUAAAGGCAAAGGCUCUACGAGCGCGUUCAUCUCCUCGAUUCUGUCGCAGUAUACCUCCAAGAGUGAUGCACAAUCCCAACCGUCCAAAAUCGGCCUAUACACCUCUCCGCAUCUACGUUUUGUUCGCGAACGCAUACAGAUCGACAACAAACCGAUGUCGGAGGAAAAGUUUGCAACAUACUUUUUUGAGGUCUGGGAUAGAUUGGAAGCAGCAGCAAAGGCAGAAUAUGCCCCCGAUGAUGUGCCCACGAAGCCUGUAUACUUCAGAUAUUUGACACUUAUGGCACUGCACGCUUACAUCCACGAGGGUGUUGACUCCGCGGUCAUAGAGUGUGGGAUUGGUGGCGAGCACGACAGCACCAAUAUUCUGACAAAACCAACAGUCACGGCGGUGACCAGCUUAGGUAUAGAUCACACCGCCAUGCUCGGAUCCACACUGCCUGAGAUAGCGUGGCACAAAGCAGGAAUUUUCAAACAAGGAAGUGUUGCAUUUACAGCACCGCAAAAAGAUGAAGCUAUCACGGUCUUGCAGCAGAGAGCUGCGGAGAGGAGCACCGAUCUUCACAUAAUCGACAUCCAUCCGUCCUUGGCCAAUGGUAGCGUCAAACUUGGCCUAUCUGCAGAUUUCCAAAAGAUCAAUGCUUCUGUAGCAAUCGCUGCAGCUGCAGCACAUUUACGUGCCUUAGGUCACACCGCAAUUCCGGAUCCUACAACGACAGCGCAUAUUGAACUUCCUGCACAAUUUAUAGCGGGGCUAGAGCAGAUUCGUUGGUCAGGGCGUUGCGAAGUCCGUCGUGAGAACAACGUAGCAUGGCACAUCGAUGGCGCCCAUACACUGGAAAGUAUUGAGGUCACAGGACGCUGGUUUGCUGAGCAGAUUGCAUCUGUGACUAAAUCAGCAGCGUCAUCAUCGAAGGUGCCUCGGGUGCUGAUAUUCAACCAGCAAACUCGAGACGCGAGCGCGCUUGCUGAAGCACUCUACACAGCCCUACAGAGUGGUAUUACAUCGGGUUCAACAUCCCCUUUCACACAUGUCAUCUUCACAACGAACCAGACCUUUAGCGAUGGUUACAGGCCCGAUCUGGUCUCUAUUAAUACUGACAACCAGGAGGUGGACGCCCUUGCCGUACAAAAAGCGUUAGCCAACACCUGGUCGAAGAUCGACAGCACUGCAGAAGUGCGUGUAUUGAAGACUAUCGAGGAAGGUGUCAGCGCCGCGCGAGUAAUCGCACGUGAAUGGGCAAAUGGCACCGAUGCAGAAGUCAUGGUUCUGGUCACAGGCAGCCUCCAUCUGGUUGGAGGUGCCCUUGAAGUCCUGGAAUCUGGGAGGACAAAUUGA
Messenger RNA from Boeremia exigua, 1536 nucleotides. Its product is annotated as Mur ligase. The record is from RefSeq and is a predicted model, not a curated record. Lineage: Eukaryota; Fungi; Ascomycota; Dothideomycetes; Pleosporales; Didymellaceae. Gene Ontology annotation, cellular component: mitochondrion; cytoplasm; cytosol. Gene Ontology annotation, biological process: tetrahydrofolylpolyglutamate biosynthetic process. The coding region runs from base 1 to 1536 and encodes 511 amino acids. The transcript is spliced from 3 exons. Gene Ontology annotation, molecular function: tetrahydrofolylpolyglutamate synthase activity; ATP binding.